AGUAAAGACUAAAAAGAGUGAAACUCUUUCGACGGUUGCAAUGGCGUCCAUAUCUCUUUCCUUAGCUGCAAUAUCUUCUUCAAAAGCUUUGGUCUCUCACCAAAAGACACCCUCCAUUGCCAGCCUCAAACCCCAUAAUACGACCUUAUCAUGUUCUUUACUGGGUACCAGCCUAAGACCAACACCAUUGACCACAACCAGAGGAAAGGCCUCUUCUCCUAUUAAGAUCACUUGCUUAGCUUCUUCUUCUUCACCUCUUCCCUCUGCACUUUUAUUUGACUGUGAUGGAGUCCUUGUUGAUACUGAGAAAGAUGGCCACCGUAUUUCUUUCAAUGACACUUUCAAUGAGAAAGAAUUGGGUGUUACUUGGGAUGUUGAUUUGUAUGGGGAGCUGCUCAAGAUUGGAGGUGGGAAAGAGAGAAUGACUGCCUACUUCAACAAGACGGGUUGGCCAGAAAAAGCUCCCAAGAGUGAAGAAGAGAGGAAGGAUUUCAUUGCUUCACUUCACAAGAGAAAGACUGAGUUGUUCAUGGCCCUUAUUGAGAAAAAACUACUGCCUCUUCGAUCCGGUGUAGCUAAGCUGAUUGAUCAAGCUUUGGCAGAAGGAGUCAAAGUUGCUGUAUGCAGCACAUCUAAUGAAAAGGCGGUCUCUGCAAUAGUAAGUUGCUUACUUGGACCUGAGAGAGCAGAGAAGAUCAAGAUAUUUGCAGGAGAUGUUGUCCCUCGCAAGAAGCCUGAUCCAGCUAUUUAUAAUCUGGCAGCCGUCACCCUGGGUGUUGAUCCUUCAUGCUGUGUUGUGGUGGAGGACAGUGCCAUAGGCCUUGCUGCUGCCAAAGCUGCUGGAAUGACAUGCAUAGUAACUAAAAGCGGAUACACAGCAGAUGAGGACUUUUUAAAUGCUGAUGCAGUUUUUGACUGCAUAGGUGAUCCUCCAGAGGAGAGGUUUGACUUGGCAUUUUGCAAAAGCCUUCUCGAGAAGCAGUAUGUUAGCUAAGCCAUAUGUUAAUUUGCUUACAACAUAAUGUACAAUAAUGUAGUUUUCUUAAGAUUAUAUUUUUUUGGGUAAUAAUUCAAUAAAGUGUAAUCAAGGUUGCUAAUUUGAUUGGCAAGCCAAAUAAUUGUAAUCAUGAGCUGAGGUCUCUUGUCUAUAUAUAUUCUGGAUGGAUGUAAUAAAAGGUUGAUUAUUUGGUA
Molecule: messenger RNA, 1191 nt
Organism: Humulus lupulus (European hop)
Lineage: Eukaryota; Viridiplantae; Streptophyta; Magnoliopsida; Rosales; Cannabaceae
Product: CBBY-like protein
Exons: 8
Coding region: 41-994 (317 amino acids)
Molecular function (GO): hydrolase activity
Source: RefSeq, a predicted model, not a curated record